Messenger RNA from Cloeon dipterum, 1532 nucleotides. Its product is annotated as chymotrypsin-like elastase family member 2A. Lineage: Eukaryota; Metazoa; Arthropoda; Insecta; Ephemeroptera; Baetidae. The transcript is spliced from 10 exons. Gene Ontology annotation, molecular function: serine-type endopeptidase activity. The record is from RefSeq and is a predicted model, not a curated record. Gene Ontology annotation, biological process: proteolysis. Bases 232 to 1431 code for a protein of 399 amino acids.
CGCACAUCCUAUUGCAAAAUAACGUGAACUGAACGCUGGGAACCACUUUGAACUGAAAACAAACUCGACGGUAAAUUUAAAGGUAAUUGAUCUGCAGUGAUAGCAACAGCAGCAAACAGAAUGUAUAAGACGGAAAAAUAGACAGGUGUGCUGCUGACGCGGAGGAUGCUUCGGCUCGCAUAUAAAACCUCGCAGCCGUUGGUUGUUCAUUCAUUUCUAGCGUAGAACCAAAUGCUACAGUUCAGAAAGAUGCUGGUUCUGCUGUUUAUGCUGACAUCAACUCUGGUGGUAGUCGCGGUUGAAAAUACUAGUUCAGAUGCUACAUUACAAGCAAAUUCUAAGCGAAUUGCUGGAAACGAAUUCCAACACGUCCUCAAUGCUUAUGACGUCUCUCAGCGACUCCAUCGAGUCUUUGGUGACCCCAUAGCAACACAAGGGCAGUUCCCAUGGAUGGCUCUCAUCGUUGCUUACCGUGGUCAGCACGUUUUAAUCGCAUCGAGCGGAUCCUUAAUAUCGGAUCGGUGGAUUCUCACUUCCGCACUCUCCUGCGUAAUGACCGACCUGAACUUUAUAAUCUUUGGUGUCGUCGACUAUUCCUACAUUUGGGGAGAUCCAGUGACAUCAGCUAAUUACACUUGCUACGUGCACGAUCUUUACGACCCAUAUAAUGUGACAAAUGAACACGACAUGGCUCUGAUCAAGAUGCUACAUCCUGUCACUUUUACAGUCAACCUCAUGCCCAUAAAACUUCCUUCUUUAAAUGAUGCCACGAAGGAUUUUACUAAUGUUUCGAUGACAGUUUGCGGAUUUAGGCAAGUGAGCUCUUGUUAUGAUUAUGAGAAAGACCAAAGUUUAGCACCCUUCUCUCUGAGGUACGAAGAAUUGCUGGGGAUUAGCUUCGCGGAGUGCAAUGCAAAGCUCACUGUAAAUUAUUUGAUUACUACUUUGCCUGAAUCCGCAAUCUGUACCGGCUACAACAGCGUUGGACUCUGUGAUGGUGUUUUAGGCGCUCCUAUAUUCUACAAGAACCAAAAUGGAUCUUGGGUUAUUGCGGGCAUUUUGAGACAUGUUCCCUACAACCGAUGCGGCUUUAGCGAAGGUCCGUCAGUCUAUACCCGUGUUAGCACAAAUCUUGAUUGGAUAUCUUCGAUAACUGGAAUGGGAGUAUCAACUAGCACACCAAAAGCAACCACUGGAAAGCCUUCAACUACCACAGGUACUACCAAACCAACCUCUAGAUCUACUGGAAAAACAACCACGACCACAAAACCAUCAAGUACCAAGACCACCACAAAGACAACCACCAAAACGACAACUAAGACCACAACCAAAACCACCACCACGACCACCCCUAAGACCACCACAAAAACCACCCCGAAAACCUCAACAACUAAGAAAUCUAGCAGCACCACCAAAAAGGCUUCUGGCUAAAACUUACUUUGAUUUCAUGCUUUGGCUUCUGAUGUUUGAAUUACGAUAUAUUCAUUGGCAUAAAAUGUCCACUUUGACAAAAAUAAAGAGGAUUUACCCAA